AAAAUUCCAUUUAUCACAUUGCACAUCAGUCCCUAACCUGAAACAACACUCAAAACCCAAAACCCUAGGAACCGAAAAACAAAGAAGGCGAUUCCAUGGAUUUGCAAUCCAACGAUUUCGAUCGCCUUUUGUUCUUCGAGCACGCUCGCAAAACCGCUGAAGCUGAAUACGCUGCCAAUCCUCUCGAUGCUGAUAAUUUGACAAGAUGGGGUGGAGCUUUGUUAGAGUUGUCUCAGUUUCAGAGUUUUCCAGAAUCAAAGAAGAUGACUCAAGAGGCUAUUACAAGGCUUGAGGAGGCCAUUUCUGUGAAUCCCAACAAGCACGAUGCUCUUUGGUGCCUGGGAAACGCUCUCACUUCACAAGCAUUUUUAAACCCAGAUCCGGAUGAAGCUAAAGUUCAUUUUGACAGGGCAGCUGUGUACUUUCAACAAGCCGUUGAUGAGGAUCCUUCGAAUGAACUUUACCGCAAAUCAUUGGAAGUCGCUGCUAAGGCUCCCGAGCUACAUGUGGAGAUCCAUAAGCAUGGAUUAGGUCAGCAAUCAGCAGGGUCGGCUGGACCCUCCUCUUCUUCUGGCGCAAAGACUCAAAAGAAAAAGAAGGACAGUGAUCUGAAAUAUGACAUAUUUGGAUGGAUAAUCUUGGCUGUUGGCAUUGUUACAUGGGUGGGGUUAGCAAAAUCGAACCUUCCACCACCGCCUCCGCCUCCACGAUAAGUGAACCCAUUUCAUUUAAUUUUGAUACAUUGUUGUUUAUUGAGAAUCAAAUCUGAUUUCGGCAGCCACUUGUUGUUUCGUUUUUGACUGUUGUAAUAUUUUUCAUGGUGUAACCAUUUAUCUACCCAUCAUAUGAAAUUUUAUCUUAUUAAUAUAAUUGGGUUGAGUAGUUAUCAA
Messenger RNA from Vicia villosa (hairy vetch), 890 nucleotides. RefSeq names its product mitochondrial import receptor subunit TOM20-like. The transcript is spliced from 6 exons. Gene Ontology annotation, biological process: protein insertion into mitochondrial outer membrane. The record is from RefSeq and is a predicted model, not a curated record. The coding region runs from base 96 to 713 and encodes 205 amino acids. Gene Ontology annotation, molecular function: protein binding. Gene Ontology annotation, cellular component: mitochondrial outer membrane translocase complex. Lineage: Eukaryota; Viridiplantae; Streptophyta; Magnoliopsida; Fabales; Fabaceae.